Ilex paraguariensis (yerba mate) is the source of this 744-nucleotide messenger RNA. NCBI's taxonomy places the organism in Eukaryota, Viridiplantae, Streptophyta, Magnoliopsida, Aquifoliales, Aquifoliaceae. The record is from the annotation of a GenBank genome assembly.
AUGGGCAUCUUUGCAAACCUCCCUCUGGCCCUAGCACCCGGUAUGGGCUCAAACGCUUACUUUGCAUACACAGUCGUUGGCUUUCAUGGUUCUGGUGACAUACCCUACAGAACUGCCCUAGCUGCCAUUUUCAUGGAAGGAUUGUUGUUUUUGUUCAUUUCGGCUGUCGGACUACGAGCCAAACUAGCUAAACUCGUACCCAAACCGGUUCGAAUCUCGUCCUCGGCUGGAAUAGGUCUAUUCCUAGCUUUCAUCGGACUACAGAAUAAUCAAGGUAUUGGCUUAAUAGGAUACAUUUCAUCUACCCUAGUCACGUUAGCUGCCUGUCCAAGAUUGUCUCAGGCGGCAUUAGCCCCCGUUAUCACUGGAAUUAAUGUGAAGAACAUUAAAGGUGCAAUGAUAUACGGUAUAGUACUGGUAACGGUGGUGUCGUGGUCCCGGCACACCCCGGUAACAGCCUUUCCUGAUAAUGAAUCGGGCACAUUAUAUUCAAUGGCUCGAUUUGCAGGAUUUUCAGAUGCUAACGGUGGUUUUGAGGGUCAAUAUUUCGCUUUCAUGUCCGAUGCUGCAUCAAUUGUAGUGGGGCCAUUGCUUGGUGGAAUUGGAACCUAUAUUGUCUUGCAUAUUUGGGAUUGGGGGCUUGUACUCUUGACAAAAUUUGGAAUUAAUGGAUCAAUAAGCCAAGGGGUGGAUGGAAAUAAUGAUGGAGUUGGAGCCAAUGAGGACCGACAAACGAUUCCGUGA